Molecule: messenger RNA, 2490 nt
Organism: Parasteatoda tepidariorum (common house spider)
Lineage: Eukaryota; Metazoa; Arthropoda; Arachnida; Araneae; Theridiidae
Biological process (GO): regulation of transcription by RNA polymerase II
Cellular component (GO): nucleus
Molecular function (GO): DNA-binding transcription factor activity, RNA polymerase II-specific
Source: RefSeq, a predicted model, not a curated record
AAAAUAAAUAGUUUAUGCAUUCGAACGGUGGGCAGAACAAGAAAGUGUUAAACGCUCUAGGAAUAGCCGGAAACGGAAAUCGAAAAACAAUAACAAACACUCUGAGAAACUUAUUAUUUUUAUGUCUGUGCUCUUGACAUAAUGAACUAAUAAUUUGCGCUGUUUAAAUGAUUCUUAAUAUGUGAUUUUGGUUCCUGACUGAUGCUAACAUUUGUUGAAUAAAGGAUUUCUAGGGGUGAUUUCCGUAACGGUACGGAAAUAUUCCUCAUUUCUACUUACUGAGGUAGUCAAUAAAAUUUUAAGUUAAUCCCUUGCCUUUCGCCAUGCUGAAGCCAAGAAAGUUUGAAUUAUUACUAUGUUCUCUCCUGUCAAUCAAGCAAAAAUACGUUCAUGCGGAAAACUACUCCAUGCGGAGUAACUGAGAGAGUGCAAUCAAUUUUUAUCAUAGAGAGAAAUUAAAAAAAUAUAUAUAUAUAUAUCUUCACUGAAAUAAAGUUGUGAUAAAAUUCAACAUGUGUGAUAAAACUUUCUCAUCGAAAUCUCAGUUACCGGUACACCGUGAUGUUCAUACUCCAGAGAAACCUUAUUCAUGCAGUGUGUGUAAAAAAUCUUUCACACAAAAAUCUUCGUUAAAAAAGCACUCUCUUAUUUAUACUAGACAGAAACCGUAUACAUGCAGUGUGUGCCAUAAAUCUUUCACACAUAAAUGUUAUUUAAAUCAACACUCUCUUGUUCAUACUGGGGAGAAAGUUUAUUCAUGUAAUGUGUGUGAUCAGUCAUUCACUCAUAAAUCUAGUUUAUAUAGGCAUGCCCUUGUUCAUACUAGAGAGAAAGCUUAUUCAUGCAGUGUGUGCGAUAAAACUUUUUCAUCGAAAUGUCAGUUAAAGAUACACUCUGUUGUUCAUACUGGAGAGACGCCUUAUUCAUGUAGUGUGUGCAAUAAAACUUUCGCACAUAUAUCUUCUUUAAAACAACACUCUCUUAUUCAUACAGGACAGAAACCCUAUUCAUGCAGUGUGUGUAAACAAUCUUUUACACAGAAAAGUCAUUUAAAUCAGCACUCUCUUGUUCACACUGGAGAGAAACUUUAUUCGUGUAGUGUGUGUAAUCUGUCAUUCGCACAUAAAUAUAGCUUGUAUAGACAUUCCCUAGUUCAUACUGGUGAGAAACCUUAUUCAUGCAGUGUGUGCAAUAAAACUUUCUCAUUGAAGUCUUAUUUAAAGAUACACUGCAUUAUUCAUACUGGAGAGAAACCCUAUUCGUGCAGUGUCUGCAAUAAAUUCUUCAGGCGUAAAUCUUCAUUAAAAAAACAUUCUCUUGUUCACACUGGGCAGAAACCCUAUUCUUGCAGUGUGUGUAAUCAAUCUUUUGCACAAAAAUAUAACUUAAAUCAACACUCUCUUCUUCAUACCGAAGAAAAACUUUAUUCAUGUAGUGUGUGUGAUCAAUCGUUCACGCAGCAACCAAGUUUAUCUAGACAUUUCUUUGUUCAUACAGGAGAGAAACCUUAUUCAUGCAGUGUGCGAUAAAACUUUCUCAUUGAAAUUUCAGUUAAAGGUACACUCUGUUGUUCAUACUCGAGAGAAACCUUAUUCAUGCAGCCUGUGUGUUAAAAGUUUCUCAUCCAAAUCUCAUUUGAAGGUACACUACCUUGUUCACACUAGAGAGAAACCUUAGCCAGAUUGUGUUUGCGAUAAAAUAUUUGAGCAUUGAAAUUUUAGUUAUAGAUACACUCUGUUGUUCAAAACUUGAGAGAAACUUUAUUCAUGCAGUAUGUGUAAUAAAUCUUUCUUGCAUAAAUUUAGUUUAAAUAAACACUCUUAUUAAUGUUGGAGAGAAAGCGUAUUCAUGCAGUGUGUGAAAUAAAUCUUUCACUCAGAAAUUUAAUUUAUGUAAACAAUAUUUUCUUCAUUUUGGGAAAAACUCUAUUCUCGUGUGAUUAAUCUUUCUCAUUCGAAUAUAGCUGAAUAAACAUUCUGUUGUUCUGACAUACUGCAGAUUAUACUUAUACCUGCAGCUUCUCGUUAAAAUGUCAGUUAAUGAUACACUGAUAUUCAUACUUUAGAAAAAACCUCGUUCAUACAGUUUGUGCAAGAAAUCUUUCUCACGUAAAUCCAUUUUAAAGAAAGAAAAACUUUGUUCAUGCAUUUUUAUUUUAUUUAUUAAUUUGAAUUUUUUUUUAUAAUUGUUUGAAAUUUUCCUUAAUUGCUUAUAAUAAAUUUUUACAAAGUAUUAUUCUGUAAUCUGUAAGUAAAUUGACAUAAAUUUUUUAAGUACAUAAACUCUUUCUGCAUAAUGUUGCCAAUAACUCUAUUGCCAAGAAAAAUAAAGCCAUAGUUUAAGUGCCUUAUACUUGAAGCAAUCUGAUGAUUUUAAACUAGAUUAUAUAAUCUUGCCAGGAUGAAUUCUCAUAGCAUUAGAACAGACAAAUAAUUUAAAUAUUUUAAAAGUUAAUAAAAAAUUUUAAAAAUUGCCAAUCUGGCAAUAUUU